Oryzias melastigma (Indian medaka) is the source of this 1964-nucleotide messenger RNA. RefSeq names its product methionyl aminopeptidase type 1D (mitochondrial) (gene metap1d). Gene Ontology annotation, molecular function: metalloaminopeptidase activity. Gene Ontology annotation, biological process: proteolysis. The coding region runs from base 101 to 1123 and encodes 340 amino acids. The transcript has 10 exons. NCBI's taxonomy places the organism in Eukaryota, Metazoa, Chordata, Actinopteri, Beloniformes, Adrianichthyidae. The record is from RefSeq and is a predicted model, not a curated record.
UGAUAGGUGGCGGUAAUGAGUCACUCAAAAGUAUGGUGUUCGUAAACCCCUAAAAAGAAAAAGAAAACGAACAUUCAAAGAAGAAGAAAAUACAACAGCAAUGGCGUCUGUGGCUCGCCAGGGUUCUGGACUGGCGGCAAAAACAGGACUGACAGGUUUUCUGCAGAGAGUGUCUUGCUCAUGGAGUUCCGGUGCUCCUCCUGCACAUGUAUGUCGGCAGCGCCGACAGUUCUUCUGGAAAAAGUGGAAAAGUUCUUCAAGUGUUGUCCGGCCAGCUACUGUUCGACCGUCUUAUCCAGUUCCAGAGCACAUACAGCGGCCUGACUACGUUACCUCCGGACUGGUCCCAGAAUGGCCUGAUUACAUCGAAAUCAAAAACCAAGAGCAGAUUGAAGGCCUCACCAGAGCGUGUCAACUAGCAAGACAUGUGCUGUUGCUAGCUGGAAGUAGCUUGAAUGUUGGCAUGACAACAGAUGAAAUAGACUUCAUCGUGCACCAGGAAACCAUCAGGCACAAUGCUUACCCAUCGCCCCUCAGAUACGGAGGUUUUCCCAAGUCAGUCUGCACAUCUGUGAAUAAUGUGGUCUGUCACGGCAUACCUGACAGUCGGAAACUUGAAGAUGGAGAUAUUAUCAACAUAGACGUUACUGUGUAUUUGGAUGGUUACCACGGUGACACCUCAGAAACCUUCCUGAUUGGUCAGGUGGAUGAAGUUGGUCAGCGGCUGGUGGAGACGGCGAGACGCUGCAGAGAUGAGGCCAUAGCUGUAUGCAGGCCAGGUGCACAACUCUGUGUUAUAGGAAAUACUAUCAGUGAAAUAGUCCAAGCUAAUGGCUUUCAAGUGUGCCCAUAUUUCAUUGGACACGGGAUAGGCUCCUCCUUUCAUUGCCACCCUGAGAUUUGGCACCAUGCUAACGACAAUGACAUAAUCAUGGAGGAAGGAAUGGCUUUCACAAUAGAGCCCAUAGUGAUGGAGGGAUCUUCUGAGUUUAGGAUCUUAAAGGACAAAUGGACGGCAGUGUCUGUGGAUGAUAAGAGGUCAGCCCAGUUUGAGCACACAGUGAUCAUCACAUCUGAUGGAGUAGAGAUUCUCACCAAACUACCAGAAGAAAGUAAUCUCUGACAGGACGGCAUCUGACCAUUUGACUCCAGCUACACAACAUGAAAGACUGUUACGCUUAAAUAAGAUGGAUAGAGGUUUUUUUGUAUUGGUACAAAGAUUUUACAACUAUUGUAGAUUAUUUGUUCCGAAGUUUAAAGAUCUGUGCAUUCAUUGAGCUUCUGAUGUGCGCUCAGGGAAUUUCUGCUGCCACCAUAAGGAAGAUCAAAAGUUCUUUCAAAUAAAACUUAUUACAUACUAUUAAAUUUAAAAAGGACAAAAGUUCUUAAAGCACCCAUUGUAUGAUAUUUUUGUGUCUUUGUCAAAAAAGAGGCUUCAAUUUGUGAUGUGAGAGACAGCUUUAAACUAUAGUGAAUAAAUGACUUCCAACAACAAGAUCACACAUUCUUGACACACAAUUGUCUUUAAAGUGAUCAUUUAUGGUUAUACACAAAUGUCUUUAAAGUGAUCAUUUAUGGUUAUUUUUCCUAAUUAAACUGUAUUUGAAUAAUGUAUUUUAUGUUCAACCACUAGAUGGCAGCAUAUUUCAUUACUCAUCCAAAAUCUCACUGAGUCUGCCUUUUUAUAAAUGAAUUUGCUGCUAAGUUUUAUAAUAGAAAAUAUCUGGUUUUGAUGGGGUAUUGAAGAUACUGUUGCCCCUUUUGUGUUGUCUAACAUGGUGGGGUGAAGCAAAAGCACAAACCUACCUCAAAAACUGUUGGUUUGAUUCACUGUUGUUCCCAAAUGUUUUCUUUAGUCUCAACUACAAUCAAAAGGUUUACGGUUGUUCUUGUUUUGUAAAUAGUUUGCUUAAAUACAGUUUGGAUGUAGAAUGGAGACAGAAAUAAAGCUGUUGUUGAGUUGA